CAGUUACUGUGGCGUUUGACAAGUUCCUCCUCGACUACAGUAUGCUUCAGGCACCAUUGUUUUCGGCGGCAUAAAUGGAAACAUUCCAUAAGGGUGAGAUCUAUUGGAUGACCACGCCCACUGAGGCCCCUUUUCCCGCCCCUCCCAUGCCCGAGACAGGAGCAACUGACCGGAUGGUGUACCUGUGGGUCUCGGACUUUAUGUUUAACACGUUGGCAUAUGCGGCCCAGACCAACAUAUACCUGCAGUACAACAUCACAGCGGCUGAUCUGCCGGCUAGUGCCCGGGGUGUCCUUAAUACGACUUGUACAGGCGUCAUCCCACAAUGCAUCGGUGGUCCCAUCCCUGCGCGGCCAUAUCAUUCACAUAAAUUAAAAAUAAAAGGGGACCUAAAAUGGAGCCCUGAGGAACACCACAUGAGACGGAGGCCUCGGAGGACAUAGUACCCGAUACGUCAACAACCUGAUGGCGAUCGGAGAGAUAGGAGGUGAACCACCUGACUGCGUCACUAUGGAGACCAAUAGCCUCAGAUACACAACAUGGCGGCAGAAGCGCGAUAUAUAUGUGCUAUAUGCGCCAGAGGAUAUAAGCACAGACGCAAUUUGGUAUAUCAUGAAGAUCACACGUUGGGAUGUUACCCUUUAACUGUCGCGGGGCUGCAUUUCCAUCUAGACGACGAUAACAGAGACACAGGUCUUUGUCAUAUAGCGCUCUCGAGCGAUAGUGUGUGAGAUAUGUGAGCACAAGACAAGAACUCGGGCGCAUAUGCGAGAACAUCUGAAAACACAUAGUGAAGACAUAACACAUGUCUGCAGAGUGUGCAAAGCCCCCUACAAAAAUAUCAGCUCACUUUGUAGGUACUACGGGCAUAAACACAAAUGACUUGUAUAGCGUGGUUUUACCUGUCUGUGAUUCAUUUGUGAUUUACCCGUGAUUUAAACGUUGUGAUAAUAGCUUAAUCAUCAAAUCUCAGUCAUAGUUAACAUUUGAAUCUUAUCUGUUUAUACCAUGAUGUUUACUUGUUGCGUUUCUUUAUUUUUAUUGCAUUUUAUUUU
Dreissena polymorpha is the source of this 1055-nucleotide messenger RNA. RefSeq names its product bactericidal permeability-increasing protein-like. Bases 75 to 443 code for a protein of 122 amino acids. The record is from RefSeq and is a predicted model, not a curated record. The transcript has 5 exons. Gene Ontology annotation, molecular function: lipid binding. Lineage: Eukaryota; Metazoa; Mollusca; Bivalvia; Myida; Dreissenidae.